Messenger RNA from Aspergillus japonicus CBS 114.51, 947 nucleotides. Its product is annotated as signal peptidase complex subunit SPC3. Gene Ontology annotation, cellular component: membrane; signal peptidase complex. The coding region runs from base 158 to 940 and encodes 260 amino acids. Gene Ontology annotation, biological process: protein targeting to ER. Lineage: Eukaryota; Fungi; Ascomycota; Eurotiomycetes; Eurotiales; Aspergillaceae. The transcript is spliced from 3 exons. The record is from RefSeq and is a predicted model, not a curated record.
UGGCUUCAUCAUCAUCAUCAUCAUCAUUUCGGAGUACUGUCAACAACAUUUGUGAUCUACUCUGCCACGCCCACUGCAAUCCCAUUCGGAUUGUUUUCCUCUCCCUUCUAGGGACCUGUUCCUCCAUCUUCCUAUCUCACAUGCUCGCCCUGAGAUAAUGCACUCCACCCUCAACCGCGCCCAAGCCGUCUUCGGCUUCUUCACCACCGUCGCGCUCGUCGUCGCCGGGCUGGCCGCGCUGUCUGUGCUGCUGUAUCCGACGGACGGGGUCACGUCGCAGGUCCAGCUGCGGGAUGUCAAGGUAAUAAAAGGGCGCCCGCAUUACUACUCGACGCGGAAGGAAGAGUACGCGCAGCUGCGCUUUGAUCUGGAUGCUGAUCUCACCCCCCUCUUCAACUGGAACACCAAACAACUCUUCGUCUACGUCUACGCCGCCUACCCGUCCGACCCGACCAACGCCUCCUCGUCCGCCGUCUCCCACGCCGUCGUCUGGGACACCAUCCUCUCCGCCCCGGAGUCGGCGUACUCGUUUGCCGCGCUGAAGGAGCGCUUCUUCCCUCCUGCGUCGGCCGCCAAGCGCAAAAGUGGCGGUAAAAGCACGGCCGGCCGCAAGGCGCCGGCGAGCAGCAAGAAGACGGCCGGAAAAGCAGCGAAGGGCACAGCGGCGGCGCCGGGCAUCCUGCGGCUGCGCGACCAGAAGGCCAAGUACCAGAUCGGGGAUGUUUCGGGCAGAAUGGCCGAGCGCGAGAACGUCACGCUGGCCGUCGGAUGGAAUGUGCAGCCGUGGGUCGGCGCGCUGUGGUGGAGUCCCGGGUCGGGCAGUGUGCCCCGGACGAUGGGGGGUGUUGGGGCUAGUCCUGCGUUUGAUUUGCCGGCGUUGAGGAAGGUGGGUGCUGCUGCUGCUGCGCAGCAGCAGCAGCAGGGGAAGAAGGUUGUUUAGGGGUGGG